AUGGUGGUACAACUAGUAUUACUACUACUGAAUGGUUUGUAUCAUCGUGGCAAGCUCUCCUCCAGUGCUGAUGGAGUGAACUGUAUGAGACUGGAAAGGACAUCAAUACUCAUCAAAGAGAACCGAGAUGAAAAUAACACCAGUGGAUUUCUCAACUGUCAUGCUUACAACAUAACUAUAGCACGGUGCCAUCCUAAACAAACUUGGCCCAAAUGCUAAGUAUUAUGAGUUGACUAAUGUGUGUAAAUAAUAGGUCAAAAUAUUUUAUUUCCUGGGAGAUAUACGUCCCCAUUUCCAGCAUUUUUUGUACAAUUAAUAAGCGAACUUUGCCUUGCUGCUGUGUCAAACGGAAAAGCCACCUGCAAAUUCAAUCCACAAUGUUGUGUUAUAUAUCUAUCAGACCUCAAGAACAUUGAACUGUUUGAACUUGUCCGUCUCAUUCAUUUGAUUACCUUUACCUAAAGAAAAGAAGAUGUCUCCUUGUUUUGACAAAGUCCAAAAAUAAGGAUAUUUUAAGGCCCAACAUCUCCAUUAAGCGACCACCUAUGAUCAUAACUCCAACAUGUCCAUCAAAUCAAAUAACAAUUUGCCUGCCUUUGAUGUAUUCUGUGACCAAACAAUAG
Messenger RNA from Pocillopora meandrina, 623 nucleotides. The record is from the annotation of a GenBank genome assembly. Lineage: Eukaryota; Metazoa; Cnidaria; Anthozoa; Scleractinia; Pocilloporidae.